Messenger RNA from Lingula anatina, 923 nucleotides. Its product is annotated as uridine diphosphate glucose pyrophosphatase NUDT22. Gene Ontology annotation, molecular function: GDP-mannose hydrolase activity. Lineage: Eukaryota; Metazoa; Brachiopoda; Lingulata; Lingulida; Lingulidae. The record is from RefSeq and is a predicted model, not a curated record.
UCAACACACGCACACGAUGGCAAUCCAACUGAAAGAUCCUGAUGUUACUUUGAUGUUUGUAGCAUCUUCAACAUCUAAUAUAAUGCGACACAAUACGAAAGCAAUACUGGACGAAAAAUACAACAGGCAUAAACUACCCCAGCAAUAUGAACAGACGUUUGAUGAUGUUUGGUCUAGGAGAAGGUUGGAAAACCCUUCGUUGUGGAAUGGGACAAAAUUUCGUCUGCACUCAACGAAAUUAGAAAGUGACUGCUUCAGUUUUCAUUUAGGUAUAACAUGUUACAAAGACUUCAUUACAACAAACUGGUCACCACAGUCACGGACUUUUCAGGAAUUGGGCAUUAAAGAACACAACAACACGCAGGCAUACAUGUCAGACGCUAUGGGAGUUGGUUCCUUGCUGCAAACUAGUGACGGCCUGGUGAUAUUUAUGAAGAGAAGCAGCAAAUGUGGUGAAGCUGUUGGACUUUAUGACAUUCCAGGUGGACAUGCCGAACCCGAGGAACUGGUUGGAAAAAUUGAAGCAGAAGAUAUAAAGCUGGAUGCUCUUUCACCGGCAGAUAUAGUUAAGGAAAUCUAUGAUUCUGUGUUACGGGAAAUACGAGAUGAAGUAAACAUUCCUCUUGCCAGCUUAUCUGAACCUGUUUUAAUAGGUAUAGCAAGAAAUACAACAAGUGCAGGCAGACCAAGUGUAGAGUUCUUUGUAAAGUGUAAUUUAUCUUCUGAAGAUGUGAAGAAGCGCUAUUGUCAAGGGGACCAUGCAGAAGCAGAUGAAACAGAGGACAUCAAGUUUUUCAGCAUACAGGAAGUAUUGAACAUGUAUGACAAGCCAUUCUGGAAGCAGCUAGCACCAUCAGCUAAAGGAUGUGUAAUGUUAUUCUGUUUGCAAAACUCAAUCACUGAAGAGACCGCGAAAUAAACUU